Corythoichthys intestinalis (scribbled pipefish) is the source of this 5328-nucleotide messenger RNA. RefSeq names its product SLIT-ROBO Rho GTPase activating protein 1a (gene srgap1a). The record is from RefSeq and is a predicted model, not a curated record. NCBI's taxonomy places the organism in Eukaryota, Metazoa, Chordata, Actinopteri, Syngnathiformes, Syngnathidae. Bases 527 to 3853 code for a protein of 1108 amino acids. Gene Ontology annotation, cellular component: cytoplasm. Gene Ontology annotation, molecular function: protein binding. The transcript is spliced from 22 exons. Gene Ontology annotation, biological process: signal transduction; negative regulation of cell migration.
CUGCAGUCGGCCAGCCUACUUGUCUGCCUCUAUCCUGUGCCUGCCUUGAGUUAAGAGGCGAAAAAGCGCCCAAAGAGAGCGGGCAGUGUGGAAGUAUUUGCGUGUCUCUUUACUCCGAACAACUAAAAUCGGAUAUAUACCUCAAUUCAUUCAAGUCGACUUUGUUCCACCUCGACGCGGCUUUGGGGCACUACUUUUCUACGCGGUGGUGCUAACUGCGGAUGAUGCUGCGCUACAGAGCCCCUCAAAACUUGCAUGGUUUUGUAGGGUUUUGUUUGGUUUCCCGUGGUAGCGAGAGGACGAUCUAGAAGUUGUGCGGAUCUGUUGGUUGGAAUAGGAUUGCGCAUCGCCUACCCGCUAAGCAGGAAGAUUAUCAAUGAAGAAGUAAGCGUUUUCUCCUGGGAGCUUAAUCACUUGGUCGCGCGCCCUUUCCUCGUCCACUUUGGGAUGAGUCCCCUUUUGUAACCCUUCCGCUUGUUGACAAGCACUUAUAACUACAUCAUUUUGAACGACAGGCGGUCAGAAGAUGUCUUCGCCGAGGUUUAAAAAGGAUAAAGAAAUAAUCGCGGACUACGAGAGUCAAGUGAAAGAAAUUCGGGCCCAGUUAGUGGAGCAACAGAAAUGCAUGGACCAGCAAACAGACAUGAGGGUACAGUUGCUGCAAGACCUUCAGGAUUUCUUCAGGAAGAAAGCAGAGAUUGAAAUGGAAUACUCCAGAAACCUUGAGAAACUGGCCGAACGCUUCAUGGCCAAGACUCGCUCCACGAAGGACCACCAGCAGUACAAAAAAGACCAGAAUCUGCUGUCGCCUGUCAACUGUUGGUACCUGCUGCUGAACCAGGUCAGGAGGGAGAGUAAGGACCACGCCACUCUGAGCGACAUCUACCUGAACAAUGUCAUCAUGAGGUUCAUGCAGAUUAGCGAGGACUCGACACGACUACUGAAGAAGAGCAAGGAAAUAGCAUUUCAGCUACAGGAAGACUUAAUGAAGGUCCUUAAUGAGCUAUACACAGUGAUGAAGACCUACCACAUGUAUCACUCAGAAAGCAUUAGUGCAGAGAGCAAACUGAAGGAGGCUGAGAAGCAGGAGGAGAAGCAAAUUGGCAGGGGAGAUCCAGUUUUCAGCAUCCGCAUGGAGGAUAAAUACCAGAAGCGCAACUCAGUGAAGAAGAUAGAGAAAAUGAAAGAAAAGCGUCAAGCCAAGUACUCUGAGAACAAAAUGAAGUCGAUCAAAGCACGGAAUGAGUACCUCCUGACAUUGGAAGCCACCAACUCAUCUGUUUUCAAAUACUACAUCCACGACCUGUCAGACCUAAUUGAUUGUUGUGAUUUGGGAUAUCAUGCCAGCCUGAAUCGAGCCUUGCGGACUUACCUGUCUGCUGAAUACAACCUUGAGACAUCUCGCCAUGAAGGUCUUGACAUCAUUGAGAAUGCAGUAGACAGUUUGGACCCGAGAAGUGACAGACAAAGGUUUAUGGAGCUGUUCCCUACGGCCUUCUGUCCACCUGCAAAAUUUGAGUUCCAGUCUCACAUGGGUGAUGAGGUGAGUCAGAUAACAGUGCAACCGCCAGUUAAUGGAGAGCUAAUACUAAGGUUCCAGCAACUGCAAUCUCGCCUGUCUACUCUGAAGAUUGAAAAUGAAGAGGUGAAAAAAACAUCAGAGGCCACACUCACCACUAUACAAGACAUGGUGACCAUUGAGGAUUAUGACGUCUCUGAGUGCUUUCACCAUAGCAGAUCCACUGAGUCUGUCCGGUCCACUGUGUCAGAAACAUACCUCAGCAAACCGAGCAUUGCAAAGAGGAGAGCAAACCAGCAGGAGACUGAGCAGUUUUACUUUAUGAAAUUCCGUGAGUUUCUGGAGGGCAGCAAUCUCAUCUCCAAACUGCAGGCCAAACAUGAUUUGCUGAAGAGGACGCUUGGUGAAGGCCACAGAGCUGACUACAUGACCACAAGACACCCCAAUGGGCUGUUCAAAACCCACACUGGCACCAGGCGGGCUAGACCCCGCUCUGUUUUUAAUGUUAAGUUAUUUAAUGGAAAUAUGGAGUCGUAUAUCAAGGAUUCUGGACAAGCUAUACCUCGCGUCGUUGAGAGCUGCAUUCGCUACAUAAAUUUGUAUGGCCUCCAGCAUCAAGGGAUAUUUCGAGUAUCUGGAUCCCAAUUGGAGGUCAAUGACAUUAAAAACUCAUUUGAAAGAGGAAACGAUCCACUGAUAGACGAUGAGAAUAAUCAUGACAUCAACUCUGUGGCGGGCGUGCUUAAACUCUACUUUCGAGGCCUGGAGAAUCCUCUUUUCCCUAAGGAGAGAUUCAAUGAACUGCUGUCCUGCAUCCGAAUAGAAAAUCUGUACGACAGAGCGUUGUACAUACGCAAGAUCCUCCUGACCAUUCCCAGAUCAGUCCUUGUUGUGAUGCGCUACCUUUUUGCCUUCCUGAACCACUUAUCUCAGUACAGCGACGAGAACAUGAUGGAUCCUUUCAACUUGGCGAUUUGCUUUGGCCCUACACUUAUGCCGACACCUGAGAGCCAGGACCAGGUCUCCUGCCAGGCCCAUGUCAAUGAGAUAAUCAAGACCAUCAUCAUUCACAAUGAGACAAUCUUUCCUGAUGCCAAAGAACUUGAUGGGCCAAUCUAUGAGAAGUGCAUGGCAGGAGGAGACUAUUGUGAAAGUCCCUACAGUGAGCAUGGAGUACUGGAGGAGGUUGACAAUGAGGGAGGCACAGAGACGCACACCAGUGAGGAUGAGGGUGAGCCUAUUGAAGCCAUUGCCAAGUUUGAUUACGUGGGGCGCUCUUCCAGAGAGUUGUCUUUCAAGAAGGGUGCCUCGCUGCUGCUCUACCAGCGGGCAUCGGAGGACUGGUGGGAAGGGCGCCACAACGGCAUUGACGGCCUUGUGCCACAUCAGUACAUUGUUGUCCAAGACAUAGAUGACAACUUCUCGGACACGCUGAGCCAGAAGGCUGACAGCGAGGCCAGCAGCGGUCAUGCCGGGGAGGAUAAAUGUUCAGGAAAAGACAUCAGUUUACCCAAUGACAACAGGAUUUCUGAGGCCUUCAUCACCAGGCAGAGAAAACGAUCGGACCCUCCAACCCGCCGCCCCCCUGCGCGCCCCAGCGACAUCCACUGCAUGGUGCACCCCUCUCAGCAGGUCCAUCCCACACGUGGGGGCACCCCCGAAGCUGGCUCCCCAGUUCUCGGCCACUUCAACCCACGCGACAUGCUCCGGAGCCGCAACCAUUUGCCCACCGAUAGCCCCGAACACCGGCGCCGCACCGGCCACGGUAGUCUUACCAACAUCAGUCGGCAUGAAUCCCUGAAGAAGACUGAAAGUCCCCCCAUCCGCCGCUCCACCUCUUCGGGCCAGUACACGGGAUUUGUUGAAACCCACCACCAUCACCAUCAUCGCCACCUUCACGGCGGCAAAACCCUGGACCCGGAGACCAUCGCACAGGACAUCGAAGAAACCAUGAACACUGCUCUGAACGAGCUUCGGGAACUGGAGCGCCAGAGUUCGGCUAAGCAUGCUCCUGACGUGGUUCUGGACACGUUGGAACAGAGGCAAGCCCCAGGCAGCGGUGGGGGUCCCACGCCGGCCACCUCCAGUGAGUCUCUCGGUCCCCCCAUCCAUGGCGUCAAGUUAAGGUCCGCCGCAAGCACGGAGCCUCCAUUCCGUCGCAGCGCCGGCGACUGUGUGAGCACCUUCAAACCCGCAGUGGCCCCCCGCAUGGGCGUACAACUCAAGCCGCCCGCUUUGAGACCCAAACCAAUGGUCCUGCCCAAAACCAAUCAGGUUUCACAGCUGCCUGCGACAUCGCCUCAGGACCCUUUGGACAAAUCCUGCACCAUGUAAAGUUUGUGAACAGACGUGCCGGCUACCAUCAAAUUCUGCCAUUCAAGUCUGCCAUUGACGUGAAAACCAUUUAAAACUGGGGUGGCUGGAAGCCAUUUGAAAUAAAUUGGACGUCUAUCACCAUCAAUGGCAGUGAAUGAGUUAAGAAUGAACUUGGACAGCAAAUCACAAAGGCUUCCCAUAUUCCUGCCUGAAGAGUUGACGCUAGUUAGAGCAAUAACAAGUGGGAUCACUGCUGCAUGUAAAGUUCAUCCGUCAACCAAGAAACCAGGCAACCACAAUCCCCUUUUUUUCUUCUAAAUAUUUCUAUUGAAAGACAUUGUGAAUACAACCUUCCACACUAAAGCAAUUACAAAGCUGCUGUGAUGGCAGAUGAAAUGCUGCUCGACUUGACUGAACUUUCUUGAAGAAUGACUCUUUGAUGAGAAGUGCAACAGGUGUCCUCUGGUUUUUGGUGCACUCAUUAUAUUUUCUUUCAGACAGUUAGAGAAAACCACUACUUUAUGAUGUAUCACGCCUUGAUAUGUUGGCUCAAGUAUACAGUACUUACAAGCUGGAAGAGAUAUUGGCAUUCAAUAGUUCCGGGAACUUCAAAAUUAAGUUUAUAUGCAUAGGUUAGAUUACUGGGUAUUUUAGCUUCAGUCUGAAGUUUCACCAGAGCCCAACGAUAUCCCUGAUUUUGGGGAGUAGCAUUCUACGGUAGGCUAUAUAUGAAAUGCAGUAUGCACACAAAAUUAUGUGGAAUUUAAAGGUGUCUUGACAUCAUAGAUAAUAACUUUAGGCAUGGAUGUCGACCCUCUGAAAAAUCUAUGUACUCUUGUUCAUAAUUAUGGAUGAGUGCCACACACACAAAAUCUUCACCUCCUUUUCAAGAACACUUCCUGCGCGAUGGUGUAUGUAUGUGAUUGUCUUGUAUGUUCGAUAUUUAAAUCUCCGUCAAGAUUUGGGGGAAAUACUCAAUUUGUGGGCAGCACUAUAGCAAUUGGUCUACAAAUGAUUCAGUAGUGAACUCACAGUGACAACUUACAGUGGCCCGCCACAAGGUGUGUGUUUGUAUUCAUUAAAAGCUAGUUUGACUAACUUUCAUUAUUUUUGUAAUCUUUAUUUUUUGGUUUUGAGUAGAAUUGACAGACUAGAAUGCAAAAGAUGUAGAAUAUAUAAGAAAACAAUCUGGGGGGGGGGGGGGGGGUGCUUUUGUCACAAUGUAAUGACAAUGUGAAUUUGUGAAAGUGCCUUUAAAGAAGUUUCUGAAAAUUCAUGUAUUCAUUCAGUGGCCACACAAAGACGUGUGUUAACGGCAUGCCCGAGGGUUCAAAAAGAAAAUGAUUCCAAUUGAGCGGCUCAGUAACUCAUCAUUGAUGUAAACAUAGUAAAGUCAUGUAAUAGCAUAACACUCGUGCUUAAUGGCUUAAAAAGCUCAAAAGGUUUCUUCCUAAUAAAUGAAAUUGUCAACCCGAGGCUGCUUUUGUGGUAUA